GGAUCAGCUGCGGGCCGAACCGCCGCCGCGCUGCCACUUCAGCUUCGGAGAUGCGCGUCCGUUAGUGGUUGGAAAGGAAAAGAAAGGUCCAAACAGGGAAAAAAGGUCCAAAAGGGAAAAAAGAAGCCUUGAGGGCUGUGCGACUCAACUAAUUUUGUCUCCUACGGGCCCCUGUUGCGGCUUCCCUUGGCGUCACUGUCGGCGCGGUUGCGGGGCAUCGUGGGUAAGAGCGAGAUUUGGUCUCAACUCCGAAAGAUGGCGGACGCUUUCGGGGAUGAGCUCUUCAGCGUGUUUGAGGACGACUCGACCACUGCGCCCGGAACCAAAAAAGACAAGGAGAAGGGGAAAUGGAAGGGGCCACCAGGGUCUGCAGAAAAGGCUGGAAAACAUUUUGAUGGUAAAUUACAAACAGAGACAACUAAUAUUGGAAAGACCAAGAGAGAUGCAGACUUUGAGGGCACAGAUGAACCCAUUUUUGGAAAGAAGCUCAGGGUAGAAGAGUCAAUAACUGAAGACUUAAGUUUGGCAGAUUUGAUGCCUAGAGUCAAGGUACAAUCAGUUGAAACUGUUGAAGGAUGUACACAUGAGGUUGCACUUCCUGCCGAUGAAGAUUAUCUACCACUUAAACCAAGAGUUGGAAAAGCUGCAAAGGAAUACCCGUUCAUUCUUGAUGCAUUUCAAAGAGAAGCCAUUCAAUGUGUUGACAAUAAUCAGUCUGUUUUAGUAUCUGCACAUACAUCAGCAGGAAAAACUGUAUGCGCUGAAUAUGCCAUUGCAUUGGCCUUAAGGGAAAAACAACGUGUAAUAUUUACUAGCCCAAUUAAGGCCCUGAGUAAUCAGAAAUAUCGUGAAAUGUAUGAAGAAUUUCAAGAUGUUGGUCUGAUGACUGGAGAUGUUACUAUUAAUCCUACAGCAUCUUGUCUUGUUAUGACCACAGAGAUUUUGAGAAGUAUGCUGUACAGAGGCUCUGAAGUUAUGCGAGAAGUUGCUUGGGUCAUAUUUGAUGAAAUUCAUUACAUGAGAGAUUCAGAGCGUGGUGUUGUAUGGGAAGAAACUAUUAUUUUGCUUCCUGAUAACGUUCACUACGUCUUUCUUUCGGCUACAAUUCCAAAUGCCCGACAGUUUGCUGAAUGGAUUUGCCACUUACAUAAACAGCCUUGUCAUGUAAUUUACACAGAUUAUCGGCCUACUCCAUUGCAGCACUACAUUUUUCCAGCAGGGGGAGAUGGUCUGCACCUUGUGGUUGAUGAAAUUUACAUAGAAAAAUAUUUGUGAUUCCAGGGUGACUUCAGAGAAGAUAAUUUUAAUACAGCAAUGCAAGUACUUCGAGAUGCUGGCGAUUUGGCAAAAGGAGAUCAGAAGGGGCGGAAAGGAGGAACAAAAGGACCAUCAAAUGUGUUCAAGAUUGUGAAGAUGAUUAUGGAAAGAAAUUUUCAACCUGUAAUUAUUUUUAGUUUUAAAAAAGAUUGUGAAGCCUAUGCACUUCAAAUGACCAAAUUAGAUUUCAACACAGAUGAAGAAAAGAAGAUGGUUGAAGAAGUAUUCAGUAAUGCAAUUGACUGCUUGUCCGAUGAAGAUAAAAAACUCCCUCAGGUUGAACAUGUACUUCCUCUCUUGAAGCGGGGAAUUGGUAUUCAUCAUGGUGGUUUACUUCCUAUUUUGAAAGAAACUAUAGAAAUACUCUUUUCUGAAGGAUUGAUAAAGGCUUUAUUUGCCACAGAGACUUUUGCUAUGGGAAUUAACAUGCCAGCCAGAACUGUUCUAUUUACAAAUGCUCGAAAAUUUGAUGGGAAGGAUUUCCGAUGGAUUUCCUCUGGUGAAUACAUUCAGAUGUCUGGUCGUGCUGGAAGAAGGGGAAUGGAUGAUAGAGGAAUUGUGAUUCUUAUGGUAGAUGAAAAGAUGAGCCCAACGAUUGGAAAACAACUUCUUAAGGGCUCAGCUGAUCCUCUAAAUAGUGCUUUCCAUUUGACCUACAACAUGGUUUUGAACUUACUACGAGUAGAAGAAAUUAAUCCUGAGUACAUGUUGGAAAAAUCCUUCUACCAGUUUCAACAUUAUAGAGCAAUUCCCGGAGUAGUAGAGAAGGUAAAGAACUCAGAAGAACAGUAUAAUAAAAUAGUAAUACCAAAUGAAGAAAGUGUAGUCAUCUAUUACAAGAUUAGGCAGCAACUUGCCAAGUUGGGUAAAGAAAUUGAAGAAUAUAUCCACAAACCAAAAUAUUGCUUACCAUUUCUUCAACCAGGUCGUUUGGUAAAGGUAAAGAAUGAAGGAGAUGAUUUUGGCUGGGGUGUAGUGGUGAAUUUCUCAAAAAAGUCAAAUGUUAAGCCUAAUUCUGGUGAAUUGGAUCCUUUAUAUGUAGUAGAAGUACUUCUGCGCUGUAGCAAAGAGAGCUUGAAAAAUUCAGCUACUGAGGCUGCAAAACCAGCUAAACCUGAUGAGAAAGGAGAGAUGCAGGUUGUUCCAGUAUUGGUGCAUCUCCUGUCUGCUAUCAGCAGUGUUAGGCUUUACAUUCCUAAAGACCUUCGACCCCUGGACAAUAGACAGAGUGUUUUAAAAUCAAUACAGGAAGUUCAGAAACGCUUUCCUGAUGGUGUUCCCUUAUUAGAUCCUAUUGAUGACAUGGGCAUACAAGAUCAAGGACUGAAAAAAGUCAUCCAGAAAGUAGAGGCUUUUGAGCAUCGAAUGUAUUCUCAUCCACUUCACAAUGAUCCAAAUUUGGAAACUGUGUAUACGCUUUGUGAAAAAAAAGCACAGAUUGCGAUAGAUAUUAAAUCUGCAAAGCGAGAACUGAAGAAGGCAAGAACUGUUUUACAAAUGGAUGAACUCAAAUGUCGCAAACGUGUUUUAAGGAGGUUGGGAUUUGCUACUUCUUCUGAUGUCAUAGAGAUGAAAGGACGAGUGGCUUGUGAAAUAAGCAGUGCUGAUGAGCUCCUUCUAACUGAGAUGAUGUUCAAUGGCCUUUUCAAUGACCUAUCUGCAGAACAGGCAACGGCACUGCUGAGCUGCUUUGUGUUUCAAGAAAAUUCUAGUGAGAUGCCCAAAUUAACAGAGCAGUUAGCAGGACCACUUCGUCAAAUGCAGGAAUGUGCUAAAAGAAUUGCAAAAGUUUCAGCAGAAGCCAAAUUGGAAAUUGAUGAGGAGACUUACCUAAGCUCAUUUAAACCUCACUUAAUGGAUGUAGUAUAUACCUGGGCAACUGGAGCUACAUUUGCCCAUAUCUGCAAAAUGACAGAUGUCUUUGAAGGCAGCAUAAUUCGCUGUAUGAGGCGCCUGGAAGAACUACUUCGACAAAUGUGUCAAGCAGCAAAAGCCAUUGGAAACACUGAGCUGGAAAAUAAAUUUGCAGAAGGAAUCACCAAAAUCAAGAGAGAUAUUGUGUUUGCUGCCAGCCUCUACUUAUAAAGAAUCAGCUAAAGGAAUGUGAGAUUUUUAAAUUGUUCGCCACCUGUCGAUUACAGUUGACUACAAAUGCCUACAAGUAUUGAUUUGGUUUUCCCAUCUCAAGACAGUUGUCCUCAAACAUUUUAAUAUGUAUUGUGCUUAAAUCAAGCAUCAUUCUAAGAAAGCAUAUUACAUAAACAUUUGUACAUAAGCAUUACAUUUUUUAAUAAAAAAUGUACAAGUGGGGCAUUGUUUUAGUGAAA
Molecule: messenger RNA, 3644 nt
Organism: Phacochoerus africanus (Common warthog)
Lineage: Eukaryota; Metazoa; Chordata; Mammalia; Artiodactyla; Suidae
Gene: MTREX
Product: Mtr4 exosome RNA helicase
Biological process (GO): RNA catabolic process; maturation of 5.8S rRNA
Cellular component (GO): nucleus
Molecular function (GO): RNA helicase activity; RNA binding; ATP binding
Source: RefSeq, a predicted model, not a curated record